AUGAAGUUGUCGGUCGCUUGGUUGUCGCUUUUCGCGACAACUGCCUUGAGUGUGUCAACCAUAACGAAAAGUAACGAUGUUGCUUCAACCGCCCCCACUUUGGCAGCUAUUACCCAAGUAAUGGGGGCCAGACAGGCAGCAGAGAUUGAUGUUGAUGUGGACAUAACCAUCACAAUUGGAGUUACAAUUUGGGUUGGCGACGGCGAGGUGGCCACGUGCACAGUCACGGAUACAGUUACCGAUAUUAGUACUACAACCUGCACUACAACCGAUAUCAUCACCACAUCGAUUGCGCGAUCCAAUUCACACACCAUCACAGAAACAUCUACUUGCACUGUUACAGAGACCGGCUCAGCUGCAACGGUCACGGUGGUAAAUACUGUCACUCAAACGGCAACUGAAACUAUCACUGUCUCGGGUAGUGGCGCACCUGCUAGCACAGUCACUGUGGUUUCUACGGAUGUCGAAUCAAUCGGAGGAUCAACUGUCACUGUGACGGGCUCAAACCUGCCAGGAACCACCGUAAUUUCCACAGACAUCGAAACUGUCGGAGGAUCUACUGUGACCUUGUCGGGGUCAAAAACAACGGUCACUGUGACAGGCUCAAACCUACCAGGAACUACCGUGGUGGAGACGGAUACGAUUUUUAAGACCGAUACUCUCACUGGGUCUAUUAGAACUAUCCCUGCAUCAACUAUCAGAACUACCACCACUGCGCCUCCUAGGACGAUUACUAUCUCUGGUUCUGUCACUACUUUACCAGCAUCAACUCAUACUGUGGUAACGACACUUCCAGCUAGUACAGUAACUGUUACUACUAGUGACACAAUCACGGCUACAGGCCCAGCAAUUACAGUGGUGGAGACAGAUACUGUGGUCACCACCGAUAUCAUCUCAAACUAUAUCACAACUACUAUUCCAGCGUCGACAAUAGUGACCACCACAACUCAACCUCCUAGCACAAUUACUAUAUCAGGGACUAUCAGCACUCUUCCGGCCUCAACUCUCACUGUCACAACAACCCUUCCAGCCAGUACCUUUACCUUGAUAAGCAGAACUACAGCUCCAGGACAAUUACAACCACAGCCUCGGAUAUGGACAGCUACUAUAAGACGAACUAACGAUUUAUUGGGCUUAGGAACCACUAUUGUGGAAACUGAUACUGUUUCGAGCUAUAUCACAACCACUAUUCCAGCAUCGACAGUCACAACAGUCACUACUGAACCUCCCAGCACGCUCACCAUCUCAGGGACCGUCAGCACUUUACCGGCAUCAACGCGGACUUUGACAACCACAGUCCCAGCAAGUACAUUGACUAUCAUUGACACAAUCACAGCCUCGGGAUCAGAGACCACCGUCUCAGUGGGCAGUACAGUUACAAAUACUGUCACUCAGCCCGGUACCACGCUCACGAAGAGCUACGACAGCACCAGAACGGUGACUUAUAGUGUUACUGGACAAGGCACUACUCAAACGGAGACACAGACACACAUCACUACUGUUUCUGUAUGCUCUAGCCUAGUCACCAACCCAACCUACACACCCACCACCCAGCUACCUGACGAUUAUAUCUGGGGAUGUGCACCCGGAUACCUCUGCAGCCCCCCUCAUACGGGUGAUCGAGCCGAUUGCAAUGUUGAAGCCGGUCUUCCUGCCGAUACUUACAUCUGUUCCCCCGACGAGUGUAUCGUGUCUCCAGUUCCGAAAUGGAAUGACGAAUCCGGCUACAAUGUCUCGCUCAAUUACUACAACCUCAACCCCACAAACUUUGGCUUGAGCUACGAUAUCUUCGACUAUGCCGUGGAUCCCGUACCCACUGGCAAGAGCAGCAUAUUCCCUCCGCCGCCUCCACCACCUCAUGGCAAAUAUGACAAAUUCAUGGGCUACUUCUUCGGUGGAAUGGUCAAGCGUGUGGACGUCGAUGACAUACCCUCUGCCUGCUUUGGAAUAUGCAAUCAAGUUGCCAUUGUUGCCGAAAAAAGUGGGUUAACCGCUUCGUUGUGUGCCUCUGGAUCUGGGUUUGAGAUAGAAUUGGGUUAUUGCGAGAGUUGCAUCAGUGCUGAGGCGGGCAGCUCUGCCUCGUCCAUAUAUACAAACGACCUGCUGCCUACAUUUGCAAGCUAUUUGAACUAUUGUGUUGAUGUGACGACUUCGACGACUUCGGCGACUUCGACAAGUUCGAGCACUUCGAGUACUUCAGUCGUAACUACCACCUCCAGUGCUCAGUCAACUUCUACUACCAGCACACAGUCGACUGCUACCAGCACUGCUGCCCCGACCUCUACAUCCUCGACCAGUAGUAGCCAGCAGUCAACCGCAAGCACAAUAACGAGCAGCAGCUCCCAGACAGAGUCAACAGCUUCAACACAGUCAACACAAACAGCGUCACAAAGCACAACCACCGUGUCCGCCUCCACAGUGGUAGUCGGCAGCUCAACAAGCACCAUCCCCGCAACCACGGAGGUUAUUUCAGGCACAACAGCCACACAAUCCACUAGCCAGGGCACAACCUCCGCGCCGAUCUCAACCGUCACAUUCCCCAGCUCGACCUUGAUCGUCUCCGGCUCAACAGUGAUAGUUUCCGCGUCAACCGUAACGGAGUCAUCCGCUCCCUCCACAGCCUCUUCCGGCUCAAUCGUGACACAGCCCAGUUCCACACAGAUAAUCUCCGGCUCAACAGUGAUCGUCCCCGGAACCACAUACACCGAGUCCGGCUCCACGGGCACAGCAUCUCAGACCGAAUCAACAGUCACGGUGCCCAGCUCCACGCUGAUUGUUUCCGGUUCUACGGUCAUCGUCCCGGGUACUACGUACACCACGGAGCCCGGCUCUACGAACACAGGCUCACUGUCCGGGUCGACGGUCACAUUGCCCAGCUCAACAGCUAUCAUUUCCGGAUCAACUGUCGUUGUCCCCGGUUCGACGGUCGUCGAGUCUGGUACCAAGACGAUCGGCACUGUUAGCAGCACGGGUACGGGUUCUAGCUCAGCUAGUGGGAGCCGGACUAGCUCUGCAGGCUCGGCUGCUUCUGGCGUUGCUCAGAAUGCUGCGACGCGGAGGAAUGUCCCUCAGCUAGGCUUUUUGCAUGUCUUGUUCGUUUUUGCUAUUUCAUUACUUUGCGUGGUUUAA
Molecule: messenger RNA, 3129 nt
Organism: Penicillium verhagenii
Lineage: Eukaryota; Fungi; Ascomycota; Eurotiomycetes; Eurotiales; Aspergillaceae
Exons: 5
Coding region: 1-3129 (1042 amino acids)
Source: RefSeq, a predicted model, not a curated record